This is a messenger RNA of Gallus gallus (chicken), 4300 nucleotides long. Its product is annotated as 1-phosphatidylinositol-4,5-bisphosphate phosphodiesterase gamma-1-like. Gene Ontology annotation, biological process: negative regulation of endoplasmic reticulum stress-induced eIF2 alpha phosphorylation; positive regulation of endoplasmic reticulum stress-induced intrinsic apoptotic signaling pathway; negative regulation of PERK-mediated unfolded protein response. Lineage: Eukaryota; Metazoa; Chordata; Aves; Galliformes; Phasianidae. Gene Ontology annotation, molecular function: ephrin receptor binding. The record is from RefSeq and is a predicted model, not a curated record. The transcript has a single exon. The coding region runs from base 1599 to 2264 and encodes 221 amino acids.
AGAUAAAAAUGGCACACUUUAUUGAGAUUAACAACAGCUUAUAUAUGUUUUUACCUAAACAACCGUGCUGUCAUGUCCCACCCUGAUUGGUUUGCACCAGAUAACAUUGUGCCUUAUUUGGCCAUUUCCACAUUCUUUCCCAUCUUUCUUCUUCUCCUGUUUUCUCUGCAUCAAGGUCAGCACGAUAGCACUGUCUCUCUAUGCUUAGGGAGAGGCCUGUCCCAUACAUCCCGUACCCCCGCAAGACACCUACUACAAUAUCUCCCCCUCCCUAAGCUAAAUACUACUUACACACACGCCUAACCCGUACAUCGCGAAGCAGCGCAACACACCUAAUCCUAAAUAUAUUUCGGCACACUAUUCCUACUACUUUUCUUCUACAAUUCUUAAGCAAACAUCAGAGCAACAGGGAAUCCUUUCCCGUGCUCGGCCAAGCCUCGCCCCGUUACAGCACGAACGCAACAGCCUAAACCCUUCUACAACCUUUCUCGCAAUCUAUGAUACUCAAUCUGAUAGUCAAAAGUCUUUUCCAUCAUUCGUUGAAGGAAGUUCUGCAAGCACCAUACAAAGCAUGGAAGAUAGAUUAGAAUACACACAAAGAAUGCAAACCCUAUCGCGAAAACCUUAAGUGGUUGCUUUAACCAUGAACCCGUUCCCCCAAACAGUCCAUCCAGACAGCUCCCAAAGGGAUCACGCUCUUCUUUAAUCUUCUGCCUAUGUUCUUGCGUCCAUUGUAGUUGUUUGUGACACGCUGUGAUUACUCAGUCUCUUCCCAGGCUAGCUUAGCUGCAACUUCAGCUCCUUCUUUGUGCAUUCAUAGCUUCAAGGUCUCCUAGCCUGAGCUGUGCACGUAGCGCCCAAGCUCAGCAAGUUCUUGCUUCCUGAGCCAUCAUAGCAUAGCAAGCUAGUACUUUUCCAAUGGUAUCUCCUGCCAACUAUAAGGCCUGUCCUGCUCGUACAACCGUUCAAGAGACCCGUGGCCCCCUUGGCUAUCGAGCCAUUCCUCAACAAUUCCCCUUUUUCUUUUUGUAUGAGCCAGGUUGUAUGAAUCGCAUCUUGAACCAUCUUUUGCUAGCGCUACAGUAAACAAAGCAUGAUUAUCAGCACACCAAUCACUAUCUAUAAGAAUACACUAGAUUUAUGUUACACACUUCUACAAAGCAUUCCUUGUCAGUGGUCUAACAGUAAAGACUAAAUAAGGCGCACUGUAAAAUACAAGGCAUAAUCAGUAAGAAUCCAAUCAAUAUAGAUAACAAUAAACAUAGUUAUUUAAAAAUAAACUUCCACCAUCCACCCAACCCAAAGUUAAUCGGGGAAUUGGUCCUAGUCACUUAUGAUUGUGUACAUCAUACCAUAGUCCGGUGGCUUUUUCUUGACAUCAUUUUCGUCUUGUCUGGAAACCAUAUGUUUUAAUAUAGGCACAGUAGGCAGGGAGAAAACCGAAAGAUUGUAAAUAUUCAUACCAGACAGACCCUCUCAAUCUGAUCACGAGUUGUCUAGCUUGUACACCUGGCAUGCGUGUGAGCAAGCGUUAUAAAGACCACUGGCAAACCCUGCCGAACCUGAGGUGUUUUGACGGUGGUUAGUGGCAAGGAACCAUGGGUUCGUGUAUGACAAAAGAGCAGGAGGCGGAUUGCCAAACGGUGGCAGAUUCCAUCACCUACAUAUGGAACCCAAUUUACAUUGUCUCAACCGGGAGCAGACGGGGGAGUCGAUCCACACAGAAGGAGGUGAGCGCCAACAUCGAGCUGCAUCUCGAGCAGGAUUGGUACCACGGCAAGCUGGGAGCGGGGUGUGGUGGGCGGCACAUCGCAGAGCAGCGGGUGAUGGAGUACUGCGCUGAGAUGGAGGCACCUGAUGGCUCCUUCCUGGUCAGGGAGAGUGGGACAUACGUCGGGGACUAUGUUCUGUCCAUCUGGUGGGAUGGAAAGGUGCAGCAUAUCCACAUCCGUUGGCAGCAGGACGCUGACGUUCAUAGGUUCUUUUUAACGGACAACCUAGUAUUUGACAGCCUCUACGACCUCAUCACCCACUACAAAGAGAUGCCGAUGAGGUACAAUGGACUCGAGAUGAGGUUGACAGAGCCGGUGCCUCGGCCCAAUGCUCGCAGCAACACGGACUGGAAGCCGCGGGACGGCACAAGAGAGACGGGCCCGGCUUCAGCGCCAUCGAUGGCAGGGCAGAAUGGAGGAUCCAGCACUGCCGCACGCACUGACAAGAGGGUCACGUUUAAUAAGGCACCGGACCAAGUGCAUAUUGUCUAGGUUCAUCACACGCAAUAAAAGUUCUUUUUCUGCACUAAUAACGAAGCCCAUGUCUAAUUGUCACAGGUAAACCUUUUUCCUUUUUGUCUUCCUCAGCUUGCAUCCUUCUCAAACUUUUAACUUUCCAAACUCUCAUAAUUACAUAAACUACUAACGUUACAUUUCAGUUUCACCUCCUCCUUUUCGGAGAUGUCCAGUGCUAACACUGGAAUUUCGGGUUUCCUAGAUCUCUGCAGACGAAGGCUAUUCUCACUUCCAGUGCCCUAUCCUCUCCACCUCCCCCCCUUUGCAAGUAAUGCUAUUUCUAACAGUAGUCUGUGAUUCUGGCACUCUCUCUCUCUGUGAGCUCUGCUCGCAGGGGAAUGGCACGGGGGAGGGCUGCUCUCAUGCCAGUGUAGAUAAACUCACAUUCUCUUUAACCCUUUUCCUUUGUCCACUAUUCAUACUCUCAGUUACACUUCCACGUACCCUCAACCAUGCUUCUGUUUACCAUUAGCAAUUACCCAUACUUAUACCAUCAAAACCGUUUGUCCCAUUCCCUUCAGAACCCACAAAUCAAACAAUACAGUUCUUCAGUUUCCAUAAACACCAAGUACUUCGUCUCGUGAUUAGAGCACUCAAUUAUAAAACUGUUCACGUUACUUCAUUUACCUUCCCUCCUUAAGAGUAACAAUAACUGAAAGAAGGUAUGUUUACAAAAUCCUUAUUGAUUCCUAAUUUCCUCCAAGUUUCCGCAAACAACCCUUAACACCAUAUAGUGAUAUUGUUCAGUUAUAAGCACUUGGGAACAGAUCUCACAGAAGCCUGUCCACCUUCCUUUACACGCUUCCAUGCAAUCAGAACACAGUACUACAUAAACAGGCUGACACUCAUUCCCUGAAAGGAACGCGUCUCACUCACACCUCACUCACUCUGAUAUUUAGAACAAAAACCAUGGUUUAUACAUAAUCCACAAUGCUGACGACAUCUUUUAGCUUGUAUCUUAAUAACACUAGUGCAUUAGUCAAUUAGUUGCAAGUCGUACCCCAGCGGCAAUCUAACCCGUGAGCUCACAUACCAAGGGGGGGGGAGCAGUCAGGCACGCUCCUUCAUACCCUGCGUAGGACGUCUCCUCACGCCUUACGGGCACCCCCUUUUCUAUACACAUACCUGAUACACCAAUGGAUGGUCCUUGUCUGUCCCUGCUGUGAUCGGGCGAGGAAGGGAGACCUUCCAAGAAAUCUUGGGGCGCGCCAAAGGCGUCCCCUCUCUCAACCGAUCCCACAGCCAAACAGAGCGGGUCCACUCUCAUUGCCAAAUUGGCAUGCAGGAAUCAGACCCUAUAUCCCGUAAGGAUAUAGAGCAGGCAUGUGUCUAUUGAUGUCUGUUGAUGGUGCAAGGGGGAUCACUCCACCUAACAUGCACACCGUCAGGAGAAAUUGUGCUGUAGAUACAGGUCAAACUAACACAUAAUCAGUAGUUGACAGGAAUUCAGAUACAUUUUCAUUACGUCCCUGAAAGUCCAUUAGCAUGCAGUAUAAUGAGACAGAAGACCAGAGGGCAGCGCUGGCGCAGUUCUCAUAAUUUGCAGUUGCUUGCAGCUUGUCUCACAGCACCUGGCACAGUGGUCUCUAUCACAGCUCCGCAUUCCUUUUGCCUACUCCCAUCGUUGUUCGGUGUGAGUCAGUGAUCCAUAGCAGCUGUUUUGCUCACGGUGACCCAGGGGGAGAUAAACAUGAACUCCCUGGCCGAGAGCAGCACUCGAGGAUAUUAGAGGACCCUGUCUCCGCAGGAGUGGCUAUAACUUUGGGUAGCAUCAGCAGCCACUGUUGCCCUGCCCUGAAGGACUCUGUUCCAUAUACAGUCCCCAAUUUAGCACCAUUCUUUCACUACAAAAAUGAGCGGAACUCGUUACUAGCGUAGCUAGGUCUUUGUCCUUCGCUGUCUCCCCUCGCUUAGCGAGGAUACUGAAAAGCACUGUCUGUGCUGCUACAAAUUCCACAUCUUCCUACCCAAGUAGGAAGCGGCUCCGACUCCUCUCGGCCCCUGCAAGAAAC